AUGGAAUUGCAUUCUAGGAACACAUCGCUUAGGCAUUUGCCAAAAAGACCUCCUAUUGAUAUUGAAUUUCACGAUGUCAGUUACACUGUGCCCCAAGGAAGAAAAGAUUCAGAGACCGAAGAAAUUGAGGAAUCGAAAUUAAACAGAAAAGGUUUAAAUAAAGUAAAGGUUAUUAGUGAUAUAACUUUGAGAGCUGCAAAUUUUGUUCUUGAAGAAUCUGAUUCCAAAGGCGAAAAAGAAGGUAAGGAAGACUCCCUUUUAUUCAAGAAAUCUUGGUAG
Molecule: messenger RNA, 279 nt
Organism: Diabrotica balteata
Lineage: Eukaryota; Metazoa; Arthropoda; Insecta; Coleoptera; Chrysomelidae
Source: the annotation of a GenBank genome assembly